UUUCUCACAUUUAUUUGUAAAAUUGUAAACAAAACUUAUAGCGUCCGUAAAAAUAAAUUUAUUGUUACACAGAAGAAAUGGAGUUCGCACUACCAGAAUUAUUAAGCCGUGAUGAUAUAUUAAGAAUACUUAAUCAACGUCAUUUGCCAAUAGAAAAUAUGAAUGAAUUAACCCAUGAUGAACUUUUAAGGGUGUACAAAACGUUUGUAAUGCCUCUUUCCCGGCGACCAGAAAGAAGUAAAAAAUGUAAACAUAAUUCUAUUGUUGCAGAUACAAAUCACGAUUGUGUUGGCGAGAAGAUGCAACGUACUAUGCAGAUGGAAACUAUUGACAGCAUCUCCAACUCAAUGGAUAUAGAUUUUCCCAGUGUUACUUUAUGUCCUGUAGCCAGCACUAGAAUGACUAGCCCUUUGGGUGAAAAACGCCGUCAAGAAAGUAGUGAUGAAGAUUAUUUGGAUAUGUUCGAAAAUGACUAUCAAUUUCAAUUGAGUUCGGUUACAAAACGUAUUCGUAUAAAUACAUUAUCGUGAUUUUGACUUUUUAAUAAUUUAGUCUAAGCUUACAGGGUCGACGACGAGCACUAUAUAAUAGCAAGAUUUUCUUACGUACUCAUACAGCCGUCUCGGUAUCAGUCUCGUCUAUGCGUCCCAAACGCCAUGAAUUUGGAUCUCCUACUGUAAAAAGAGAAAUAUUUUGUUUUUGUUGUUUUUAAUUUAAUUAAAAUAAAGUGUUUUUUUAUAUAAAUCAAUAUUAAGGCAACUCAUCGAAAAAAUUGAUUAAUUGUUAAGCAAACGAAAGAAAACUUUAAGAAAAUUGUAAGGAAAACUUAAUCAUUUGCAAACUUUAAAAGUUUUUGGAUAACUACAACCAACAUAUCUUUUAAACGGGACAUUUGCUUCCAAGCUCAAAUGAACUGUUUAAAAACGUUGACAUUUUUAUUGUAAUAAUACCAGCAAGUGGGAAGGAAUCGUUACAUAACUUUUAAAUAUUUAAAAUGAGUCACCUUAAUAUUUGUCUUAAAUUUUAAUCAUUACUUGUUGUUUUUUAUCAUUUUUCUAAAUCCAAAAGAAAAAUAGAAACAAAAAUAUCUCAAUCAUGCAAUUUAUACAAUCAUAACAAAAAAUAUCUAAAACAUUUUAGUUUAAAAGAAAAACCAAACAAGGAUUAACCUAAUACUAAAACGAAUUGGACAUUUAAUUUAUAAAAAAAACAUUACAACACAAACACAUAUACAGUAGUAAACGAAAUUGUAAUUGUUUGUAUUUACA
This is a messenger RNA of Lucilia cuprina (Australian sheep blowfly), 1268 nucleotides long. RefSeq lists its product as uncharacterized. The record is from RefSeq and is a predicted model, not a curated record. Bases 78 to 530 code for a protein of 150 amino acids. Gene Ontology annotation, biological process: embryonic morphogenesis. Gene Ontology annotation, cellular component: tRNA-splicing ligase complex. The transcript has 3 exons. Lineage: Eukaryota; Metazoa; Arthropoda; Insecta; Diptera; Calliphoridae.